GGGUUGGCGUGGUUCAAUCCACUGGGGAUCCAGCUGGUGGGGGUGGACCACUUGCAGGCCAGCAAUUUCGACGGGGUCUGCCGCGAGUUCCCCGAGGUCUUCGACGGGUCCUUGGGGAGCUACAAGGGUCCGCCCAUCACUUUACCGAUAGACCCAACGGUCAGGCCCAUAAGGCUUAAAGCGAGGCGCGUCCCGUUCGCCCUUAAGCCUAAAAUAGAGGCAGAACUGGACCGCCUAACAGCCCAGGGCGUCCUAGAACCUGUAACAUAUGCGGAAUGGGAGACCCCCAUAGUAACGCCAGUCAAACCCAACGGGGAGGUUAGGAUCUGCGCUGACUACAAGUGCACGAUCAAUAAGGCGCUGCAAGACAACCCCUACCCAGUCCCGGUGGUUAGCCACGUCCUAGCAGCACUAGCCGGGGCGAGGACGAUCGUGACCCACAGGGGCGCGUUCAGGGUUAAACGGCUGCAGUUCGGGGUCAGUGUAGCUCCGGGAAUAUUCCAGAGUAUAAUGGACUCUCUCUUGAAAGGGAUUCCCGGAGUUCAACCCUUCUUUGACGACGUUUUAAUCGCCGCCCCCACCGAAGGAGAGCGUUUCACCAUCGCCACUGACCACAAGCCGCUCCUCGGCCUCCUAGCCCCCGAUCGUCAGACCCCCCAGAUUCUGUCGCAGAGGGUUUUAAGGUGGAACCAGUUCCUGAAUUCAUACACUUACGCACUGAUACACCGCCCCGGUAAAGCAAUGGGUCACGCAGAUGCCCUCAGCCGCCUGCCGCUACCCACAACGGACCCAGAUCCCGCCCCGGCACAUGGGGUGAUGCUCAUUGAGUCGCUCCCCGAGCGCCCACUGCACGCGGAUGAGGUGGCUCGGGCGACUGGGAGAGACCGCAUCCUCGCACGGGUCAGGGACUGGGUGGGAAGGGGGUGGCCCUCGGGCAAGGUGGAAGAAGCAUUUCGGCCGUUCGCGUCCAGGAAGGACGAGCUAUCGACACACAAGGGGUGCAUACUCUGGGGGAGCCGGGUGGUGGUCCCCCCCCUGCGCAGACAGGUAUUGGAGGAUCUCCACGAGACCCACCCGGGCAUCGUGAGAAUGAAAGCCCUGGCCCGGAGCUACGUGUGGUGGCCGGGCAUGGAUGACGAAAUAGAGGGGUGGGUAAGAAGGUGCCAACCAUGCCAGGAGUCCAGACCCAAUCCGCCGUCCGCCCCGGUCCACAGGUGGGAGUCGAACGGGCGGCCGUGGUCCCGCCUCCAUGUGGAUUUCGCGGGGCCGUAUCAGGGCCAGAUCUUCUUUAUACUUGUGGACGCAUAUACAAAAUGGCUAGAGGUAAUCCCGGUGGCCUCGACCUCCACCGCAGCAGCAGUCAGGGCGCUCAGAAGGGUCCUCUGCACACACGGGAUCCCUGACACCCUGGUGACGGACAACGGCACGGCAUUCACCUCCCGGGAAUUCCGGGAGUUCACCGACCGGUACCUCAUAAGGCACAUAAGGUCCGCCCCAUUCCACCCAGCCACCAACGGCCAGGCGGAGCGCAUGGUGCGGACCACCAAAGAGGCCCUCGGCCAACUGCUCAUGGGGAGGAAACUGACCACUCGUCUAGAUAGGUUACACCCGGACCGGGCGCCGGAUGUCCGCGGGUCCCCCGAGGUCCGGGAAGCAGUGAGAGGAUUCUUUCCGGGCGACCCCGUGUAUGCGAAAAACUUCGCAAGCGGCCCC
Molecule: messenger RNA, 1713 nt
Organism: Heteronotia binoei (common prickly gecko)
Lineage: Eukaryota; Metazoa; Chordata; Lepidosauria; Squamata; Gekkonidae
Biological process (GO): DNA integration
Molecular function (GO): nucleic acid binding
Source: RefSeq, a predicted model, not a curated record